Messenger RNA from Botrytis sinoallii, 893 nucleotides. RefSeq lists its product as uncharacterized. The record is from RefSeq and is a predicted model, not a curated record. The transcript has 2 exons. Lineage: Eukaryota; Fungi; Ascomycota; Leotiomycetes; Helotiales; Sclerotiniaceae. The coding region runs from base 1 to 546 and encodes 181 amino acids.
AUGCCACCCAAACGCAAACUCAGCACCUUCGACCCACCCAGCGACACAAACCUCACCCUCUUCCUCAAACACACCGUCCACACCAUUCUCCUCCUCGUCGCACCCACCCAAACCUUCCCACAAAUCCUCACUCUCCUACUCUCCACCCUGCAGGAACGCUACCCAGAUGGUCUCUCCCCUCUCCCUUCCCCCGGCAACCCCGCAGGAAAAUCCACCACCACUCUCUCAUCCACCACCACCACUCUCACGGAGCGCAAAAUUCCCCUCCCGGACUCGGUCAAAAAUAUCGCCCUGGCCGUUCCGCUCGAUGUGCAUGAUCUCAAAGCUGGAUGGACGGAGUUGCAGUUGGGAUUGGGAGAUACGCCGGAGAGUGUGGGGGUGAAGGAGGGAGGGGUGUUGGCGUUUCGGUUUUUGAGAGAGGAUGGGGAGGAGGAGGAGGAGGAUGGAGAGUUUGAGGUGGCGUGGCCGAGUUAUGAGAUUUAUGAUGAGGGGGAUGAGGAUGCGGAUGAGAGGACGUUGGCGGGGGGCGAGGAGGAGGAGCUUUGAUGGGGUGGGGUUGAGAUGGGAAGGGGAUGGAAGGGGAUGGGAUGGAUGGGGAGAAAUGGAAUUGGUAUGGAAAAUGCAAUGGGACGAUGAGAUCUGCGCGCGGAUCUUCACGAGGAUGAUAGUGUGUACUGGAAAAUAAUCAUGCUGGCGUUAUAGGUAUGGAGUGGAAUGGAAUGGAAGGGAUAUUCUUUCAACCAUGAAUUAAAUGAGUAUGAGAGAAUGAGAGAAUGAUUAUGAAUCACAUGCGUUAUACAGUAAUGACAUGGUGGAUGCAUGACAUCUAUAUCUAUUCAUAGCUGUUUUUUUUUUUUUUCUUAAUGAAAUAGUACAGUUGUUAAAUCGUAAGU